This is a messenger RNA of Biomphalaria glabrata, 2620 nucleotides long. RefSeq lists its product as uncharacterized. The coding region runs from base 1034 to 1741 and encodes 235 amino acids. The transcript has 4 exons. Lineage: Eukaryota; Metazoa; Mollusca; Gastropoda; Planorbidae. The record is from RefSeq and is a predicted model, not a curated record.
UUUAAACGGUAUCUUACCUGACCAUGAAGUGUACACUAGCAGUGCUGUGUAGGAUAAUUAUUGAUCAAGGGUAUGAAAUAUUUGUUUAAAAAAGUCAAACAUGAGAUGAAUCUGGUGUGUGUGUCUCCUGUUCCCAGUUUGUAAACUAAGGAAGCUAAUGAUGACAUCAUGAAGGGUCUCUCAGCUCGGGUGAUUGAAUUCCACUUUGUUUUAUCUUCAAAGACAAUGUAGUAAAAAGGAUUAGCCUUAGAGUGGAAGAUAGAGGAAGACUUGCAGUAUUUAAUGUGACGAUUAAGACCCAGCAGUGACCUACUUAAUUUGCCAGUGAAGACCCGGCAGUGACCUACAUAUUUUACCAAUGAAGACCCCGCAGUGACCUACAUAUUUUACCAAUGAAGACCCAGCAGUGACCUACAUAUUUUACCAUUGAAGACCCAGCAGUGACCUACAUAUUUUGCCAUUGAAGACCCAGCGGUGACCUAUUUUUUUUCAGUGAAGACCCUUACCAGUAGCAGUGACCUACAUAUUUUACCAGUAGCUGUGACCUACAUAUUUUACUAUUGAAGACCCUACAGUGACCUACAUAUUUUACCAUUGAAGACCCAGCAGUGACCUACAUAUUUUACCAUUGAAGACCCAGCAGUGACCUACAUAUUUUAUCAUUGAAGACCCAGCAGUGACCUACAUAUUUUAUCAUUCUCUUAUUUCGAGUGUUGGCAAAGAACCAGUAAAAUUAAUGUUGGGUUUAUUGUUUUUUGCUCUGAUGUUGCAAUAUCAAGAGCUUAACGCUCGCGACACAGACAUGACUUGUGAUCCAGAUGUUCCUUCAAGACCUCAGCCUGGCCUUAAUGUCCACGCCAUAGCCAUGCCCCAGGGCGAUAUUCAUGUGGCCAGCUGCCCUGAGGGUGAGUACCUUGACUGGUACCGUGCUCACCGUGCGAAGAAGGAACAUUCAGAACAAAACAGAUGGCCGCACAAGAUAGACACUCGUGGUGUCAGAAGUGUCAGGAGCCAGGCUUGAUUCCAUUUGGAGAUGUUGGCAUUUUUGUUGAUCGUUUUGGUGCUGUACAAUCAAGGGAUUGACGCCGACGACACAGACGUCCAAUGUGAUCCAGAUAUUCCUUCCAGACCUCAGCCUGAAGUCAGUGCCAACGCCAUCGCCAUGCCCCAGGGCAACGUUCAUGUAACUACCUGCCCUGAGGGUGAGUACCUUGACUGGUACAAGUGCUCACCUUGUGAAGGACAGACAUUCAGAACUAGAAAAAUGGCAACAGAAGAUAUUCACUCUAAGUGCGUAGAAUGUCAGAAGACAGGCGCGUAUGAGGUCGUCGAAGAACUUUGCACCAAGACAAGGGACGCUACUGUCAUGUGUGAGGACAAAUUCUACCGAGCUCAGGUUCCCGGAACACCUUGCAAAUCAGAAUGCGUUAGAUGUGACAUCUGUGGUUUAGGAGGAAGUAUGUAUAAAAACUUCGAAGCACGUGAAUGUGGCGGCUAUAACAAUACCGUCUGCUGCGAACAGGAGAAUAUGGUUGUGAAAGAGGGACAGUGCGUGGCCAAAACAACAACAUCAACGAGCACAAGUAAAAGGGCUAGCUUGGCCUCUGGGUCGAAAAGAGUUACAGUAUUGUCGAAAAAAGAAGCUAGUCGAACACUUUUAACACCAAACUCUUUUAACGUGCGUACCAUCUCGGUAUUUAUGUUAGUUCCUUAUUAUUUGAUUGCUCUAGCCUGGACUUAACACGUCUGCAACACUUCUGCAUGUUUAGAUCAUUCGGUCGAUAGCACUGUGAAGCUAACUUAACGCUGACUCAGCGAACAUCAAAACGACGAGACAGAUUUCCACACAAAGUAUUUUGGUUAAUUGGUGGUAAUAAUACGGAAUAAGUUGUUGGCAAGGCAACGCCUCAUCUAAACUGAUGCAACGUCUAGAAAGCAUCAUUAAAAAAGCAUCAAAAAUUACACUCACAACAUUACCACAUUUAAAGGAACUUUUUGAACAAACGUGCCUAAGAAAAAUCGAAAAAAUCUUGGAAGACAACGGCCACCCGCUCCAUCAGAACUACGCCAGGUCGUCGCGAAGUGGGCGACUGCUGUCAAUCAAAACAAGAACGGAGCGGUACAAAAACUCGUUCGUACCUCACUCGGUCAGACUCUAUCACCGCCACUCAUUGAUCAGGGAACAUGAAAUGCACCAAGAUACCUGUGCGUAGUCGCUGAAUGAACUGAAUGUUGUGCUGUCUUUAUAUGAGAAACGAGUCCUUGUAAUCACAACAAAUUUCCGUAAGGAUCAAUAAAGCAGUCUUAGUCUUAGUCUUAGUAAAAUAUCUUUGUAACAACAUUUAUUCAUAAAAUGUUAUGGAACAUAUAUCAUUUGUGUUUAAUAGUUUUCCUAUUUUUUAACCACUAAACGGUAAGAAUAAUGUUUGAUGUUACACUAUUUGAUCAAGAUUUUAUCUGUUAUAGCUAACUGGUAUGCGAAUCAGUGAAAAUUGUAUCUAAGAACAAAAAAUAUUUAUUAAUAUUGGCCUAAUUAAAGUUAAAUAACAUUUUGUUUUUAUGUUUUUGUUUCAUCUGUAAAAAAAAAGUAAUAUUUUGAUUAAUAAAACGUAGCGCUUUG